This is a messenger RNA of Megalops cyprinoides (Indo-Pacific tarpon), 936 nucleotides long. RefSeq names its product olfactory receptor 1468-like. Lineage: Eukaryota; Metazoa; Chordata; Actinopteri; Elopiformes; Megalopidae. Gene Ontology annotation, cellular component: membrane. The transcript has a single exon. Gene Ontology annotation, molecular function: G protein-coupled receptor activity; olfactory receptor activity. Bases 1 to 936 code for a protein of 311 amino acids. Gene Ontology annotation, biological process: G protein-coupled receptor signaling pathway. The record is from RefSeq and is a predicted model, not a curated record.
AUGGACAAUAUUUCAUAUUUUACAAUACUCAGUCUCUCAGAACCAAAUGCAGUCAAGUCAGUUAAACAUAUAUAUUUUGCUUUCUGUCUAAUUUUGUAUAUUUUGAUAAUUUCAUGUAACCUGAUUUUGAUAAUCAUAAUCAUCCUGGAGAAAACCCUCCAUGAGCCCAUGUACAUAUUCCUGUGUAAUCUGUGUAUUAACGGACUUUAUGGAACUGCUGGUUUUUACCCUAAAUUUCUGUCUGAUUUAAUUUCUGACUCUCAUUUGACUUCUUACAGUGGAUGUUCUCUGCAAGCUUUUGUGAUUUACUCCUCUGUUAUGUGUGAGUUUACAACAUUAUCAGUGAUGGCAUAUGACAGGUAUGUGGCAAUAUGCAGGCCAUUAGACUAUCACUCUGUUAUGACAAACAGCACUCUUGUAAAAUUGCUUGUGUUCUCCUGGCUUUGUCCUACUUUUUGUAUGGGUACUGCAAUUAUUUUAACUAGCCGGUUGCGAUUAUGUGGUUCCCACAUUGACAAACUCUAUUGUGAUAAUUGGUCAAUGGUGAAGCUGUCUUGUGAACCCACAAUCAUUAAUAAUCUUUUUGGAAUCAUUGUUAUCCUUAUGUAUGUUUUCCUUGUAAUUCUCAUUAUUUGUUCUUAUAGUAAAUUGAUUGUUGAUUGCAUGAAAUCCAUUGAAAGCAAAAACAAAUUUCUGCAUACCUGUUUGCCUCAUCUGCUCUCCUUAUUAAAUUUCACAAUUGCUCUACUUUUUGACACAAUGUACACACGAUUUGGAUCAAUGGAUCUCCCACAGACUCUACGUGAUUUCUUGGCUUUAGAAUUUCUGGUAAUUCCACCUGUUUUCAAUCCUUUUAUUUAUGGGUUAAAAUUGACUGAAGUUCGUAAAAGAGCACUGAGAGCAUUAAUAAAUUUCAAAGCAGCAAAUUCUCUUUAA